AUGAAGACUUAUUUAAUGACCAUUGUCAUCCUUCUGAUCCUGGUUCAUAAGACUUCAGGAAGCAUGAAGAAUUUACCAAGAAGACAGACGAUGGAGAAAGAACAGAAAUGUGAGAAUAACCAAGGAUUCUGCAGAAAGAAAUGCCAAGACCAAGAAGUUGAACUGCGCUACUGUUUAAGUGGCAAAAUGUGCUGUAUAAGUACAUAUUCAACCCUAAUUACUUAUCUAGAAAAGGAAACUAUUCACAUAAGACAUUUAGGUACCACCUUAAGUGAACAUGUUUACUGA
Molecule: messenger RNA, 288 nt
Organism: Rangifer tarandus platyrhynchus (Svalbard reindeer)
Lineage: Eukaryota; Metazoa; Chordata; Mammalia; Artiodactyla; Cervidae
Source: the annotation of a GenBank genome assembly